AUGAAUAGAAGACAAGCUAGAUAUAAUGCUAAGAAGCAGAAUAGUCCUUUGCAGCCUAAAGAGCAGAGUCCAGUAUCACAUGACAGUGUGAGUUCGGAUGCUGCUGCUCCUUCCAGUACUCAGCUACCGUUCAGUUCAGAGUAUGCAUUAGAGUCUAGGAAAGUGGUUGAUCUCUUUCUUGAAAACUUCAAAUACAUUCUUGCUGCCGAUGACCUUCAAGAAAUGAUCCAAAAGGUGAAGGGCGACCUCUACAAUCGUGAUUACCUCUCGGCGUUUGACAGUGAUGAUAAGAGAUUUGCGUAUGUAGCGAGAUGGUCUCCUGCAAGGGCAUUGGCUUACGCUUCCCUUUUCUCGUCUCUAGAGCCUCUCAGACAGCUCCUUGCUGACCCAAACAAGGAGACUUCUGCUUUGUGUAUUGGAGGAGGCGCUGCAUCUGAAUUGGUCGCUUUGGGGUCUAUGUUUGCAUGUCUAAAGCAGCCCAAUGGAGAUACUCCUUCCAAAUUGCAUCUCAACGUCAUUGACAUUGCCGAUUGGUCAACCAUUGUCGGCAGCUUGUCAAGCUAUAUCAGUCAGAAGUGGUUCUAUAACCCUGCAAAGUUCACCAGUGAGUUUGUCCUUGGAGAUGUUCUCUCACAGAAUGCUGAAUCUCUUCGACUUGCACUGUUGGACUUCAUCACGCUUCUAUUCACCACAAACGAACUCUUCUGUGAAAAGAAAACCGAGACGAUAAAGCUUUUGCAAAUGUUGAGCUCGCAUUGCCGUAAAGGAGCCUUGCUUCUCAUCGCUGAAAGCGCUGGUUCAUAUUCUCAUAUUACGGUCGGAUCGAAAAGAUUCCCGCUGGCAAGCCAGGAGCCAGUGAUGGUGCAUGGGAAAUCGUCGAUCAAAAUGAAAGCUGCUGGUACAGAAUCAACACAAAGGAGGUAG
This is a messenger RNA of Candidozyma haemuli, 924 nucleotides long. RefSeq names its product 25S rRNA (uracil2843-N3)-methyltransferase. NCBI's taxonomy places the organism in Eukaryota, Fungi, Ascomycota, Pichiomycetes, Serinales, Metschnikowiaceae. The coding region runs from base 1 to 924 and encodes 307 amino acids. The transcript is spliced from 2 exons. The record is from RefSeq and is a predicted model, not a curated record.